This is a messenger RNA of Agrilus planipennis (emerald ash borer), 1383 nucleotides long. Its product is annotated as short-chain dehydrogenase/reductase family 16C member 6-like. Gene Ontology annotation, cellular component: lipid droplet. Gene Ontology annotation, molecular function: oxidoreductase activity, acting on the CH-OH group of donors, NAD or NADP as acceptor. The record is from RefSeq and is a predicted model, not a curated record. Bases 81 to 1382 code for a protein of 433 amino acids. The transcript has 6 exons. NCBI's taxonomy places the organism in Eukaryota, Metazoa, Arthropoda, Insecta, Coleoptera, Buprestidae.
AGAUAAAUUACAUUAAAGAAAUGGCACAUCGCAAGCCUUCUUCGAACUCUUAAGAAAGGCACUUCAUCAGUUUAUGCAAAAUGUUCCUCACACUCGGUCAAUAUUUCGAGCUGUUUGUGAUCUUGGUAGCCUUGGUACUAACCGCGGUCUUUUUGAAAAAUAUCGGAAGGAUUGUUCAAAUUGCGGGCAUUGUUACAAUAACGGUGGCAAACUUGAUUAUUAACAUCAUUUUCGGAUUGGUUGCCGGACGUAGACGUCAUAGGCGCCAUAAGAAACGAUUGAACGAUUUUAACAAUAAUGCCCCUAACGGAAGUACCAUCGAGGAUAUCCCAGAAGAGCAAGAAGUCAAAAACCAAGAAACUGAUGAAAUGUCCACAUUAGAAUGGCUAUCAUCGUAUAUAAUAAAUGUAAUUACUACGGCCUGGGAAUGUAUGGUUUUGCUAGUCCUGAGUGCGUACUAUGUGACAGAGACGUUAAUCUUAAGCGUGACCCCCACGGCCUUUAGGUCACAAAAAAGUCUAAAACAUAAAGUGGUCGUUAUAACAGGUGGAGCAGGGGGAGUAGGACAAGAAUUAGCCGUAAGACUUGCCACAAUUAAAGCCAAAGUUGUUAUUUGGGACGUCAACGAAAAAGCAAUUGAAAAUGCUCAAGAACGUUUCAAAAAAGAAAAUCUCCAGAUAUAUUCGUACGUGGUGGACGUAACUAACAAAAAAAGCGUUGAAAAAACGGCAGACGUUGUAAAAUACGAAGUGGGUCCAGUUGAUGUGUUAAUUAACAAUGCGGGAAUCGUUUCCGGCAACACUUUUAUGGACUUACCCGACGAUAUGAUCGAAAAAACUUUUAAAGUUAAUGUUAUAUCGCACUAUUGGACCAUAAAGGCCUUCUUAAAAGACAUGAUACACAGGGGCAAAGGUCAUAUUGUCACUGUGGGCAGUCUGACCGGCCUUUUGGGAACUUACAAAUGUUGUGAUUACAGCGCUACAAAGUUUGCCACUGUAGGGCUUCAUGAAAGUUUGUUAACUGAAUUAAAAACACACGGUCAUGACAACAUUCACAUGACCCUGGUGUGCCCUUACUUCAUUAACACGGGGAUGUUUGACGGCUGUAAGCCCAAAAAUAUGGCUAUGCUACAGCCGAAAGACGUCGCCAAAAGAAUAGUCACCGCAAUAAGGCUGGAGGAAGUUUUUGUGACAAUUCCAUCGUUUGCACGAUUUGCACUUCCACUUAAACAUUACAUCCCUGCAAAACUGGCGUGGGCCAUGAUGUUUCGACUGAUACAAGGACCGCAAGCCAUGAUGGGUAUGAAGAGUCAUCAAGAAGAAUUUACACAUGAGAUUGUUCAGAAAGAAAGCAAUGGAGGUACUGAUUAUUUACAAUUUUAGA